Penicillium macrosclerotiorum is the source of this 999-nucleotide messenger RNA. Its product is annotated as class I SAM-dependent methyltransferase. The coding region runs from base 1 to 999 and encodes 332 amino acids. The record is from RefSeq and is a predicted model, not a curated record. The transcript is spliced from 10 exons. Gene Ontology annotation, molecular function: methyltransferase activity. NCBI's taxonomy places the organism in Eukaryota, Fungi, Ascomycota, Eurotiomycetes, Eurotiales, Aspergillaceae.
AUGGCGGACAAGACGAUCGUUCCCGAUCCGGAUGUGUUUUUGGUGACACAGGACUAUACUCCUGACUGGCAGUCCCUUCUAAGAUACCAAACGCUGAAACGGACCGAGUCUUUUGUUCCUUCGGAUGAGCAGCAAUUCGAAGCAUACGAAGCCGGGCAUAUCACGGCUAUGCUCAUGGAGUCUGAUCGGCCCAACCCGCUAUUCAGGGCGCCAGUAGGAUCUCACCCACAGCACAUUCUGGAUAUCGGAACCGGAAAGGGUUCUUGGCCAAUCGAUGUUGCCGAUAUUUUCCCCAGUGCAACUGUCAGAGGCGUCGACCUCUAUCCGCCCCCUGUCACUUGGAUGCCCCCGAAUUGCAUUCUUGAGGUUGACGACGUGCUACAAGAGUGGACUUGGCAACAGCCGUUUGACUUGAUUCACAUGCGUAUCAUGGAUGCGGCUUUUACCGCCGAAGAGCGGGAGAGACUAUAUGAACAGUGUUACAAAAAUCUCCGCCCUGGUGGCUGGAUAGAACAACUGGAGUUGUCACCCGAAUUCAUGUGCGACGAUGGAAGUCUUCCUUCGGAUAGUCCUGCCGCUCAUUUGGGGAAACUCUGUAUCGAAGCUGCAGAGAAAUCUGGCCGCACAAUGGAUUUAUACCACAAUUGCGAAAAACUGAUCGAGAAAGCCGGGUUCACUGACGUUCAUGUCCAUGAAUGCAAAUGGCCACUUGGCCCUUGGGCACGAGACAAGGUGCUUAAAGAAGUUGGAACGGUCAACCUUGCUCAUUGGUCAGCCGGAAUGGAGGGAUAUGCUAUGUAUCUGCUGACAAAAUACGGGGAGCCGCAGCCAUGGUCGAAAGAAGAAGUUAUGGUCUACGUUGCAAAAGUCAGGAAGGAUCUGGCUAAUCCCCGUCACCAUGUCUAUCAUAGAGCGAAGCGAGUAUGGGCUCAGAAGCCCGUGUCAGACGCCAAGGAGGAUACUGCGACACCGGAGAUCAAAACAGAACAGACGGACUAG